Perkinsus marinus ATCC 50983 is the source of this 774-nucleotide messenger RNA. RefSeq lists its product as hypothetical. The transcript is spliced from 7 exons. The record is from RefSeq and is a predicted model, not a curated record. Bases 1 to 774 code for a protein of 257 amino acids. NCBI's taxonomy places the organism in Eukaryota, Perkinsozoa, Perkinsida, Perkinsidae.
AUGCCUAGGAAGGAGAGGAAAGGACCAGAUCUGCAUCGUGGUGGACACGAUCAUGUUAUGAAUCAUCAGUAUAGGCCAGUGAUGCACGAUGCACCCCAUGGUGAUUAUAUUGACCACCCCUAUCAUAGAGAUCAUAGCAACUUGGGACCAGAAGGUCACAAGAAGCAUGGGAAAGGUCAUAAGGAGAUCACAAUAUGCAGCAGCAUGAGCGUGGGAGGCAAGCUCAGGGCAAGCAUCAUCACAAUCAUGGUCAUGCUCAUCAUCAUCCACAUGAAGGUCAUCAUCAUGGGAAAAACCAUCAUUACCAUCACCGCCCGAACGAUCACAGAAAAGAUGAGUGGGAGACUCUUUGAGGAGGCGUCCAUGAAAAUGAGCUCAGUGCCAAAGAAGCACUUUAUGAGUGAACAGAGCGAUGCGGAACAGCUUUCAUCUGAGGAGAGGAAGACAAUAGGCAAUAGGAAGAUCAGAAGGCAGAGGUCUCAGGAACAGCAAAGGAGGGACAAGGCAGUUCGAAAACAGAUAAAUAAUCAGUCGCCAACUGGUCAGUCCACUAGGGAGUCAUUCCAGGUCUUCCAUCCCUUCGACAAGCAGUUCCCAUCUUACAUGGGACAGGAGGACUCCAAACGAGUGUCGACCUACAGUCCAUGGGAUCCCGACUUCGUGGGCCACGCGGCUCAUAGACCUUGGCUCGGUAAUGAUGAUGAGGAGGAGGAGAGAAGCAAUAGGAAGGUUGUUAUUAUCCUGUCUCUCCGUGGAGUGAGGAAUGGUCAUUAA